UUAAUUGAAAAUGACCCACCAAAGUAUAAAUAAGGGAUACUUAAUCCCAAUGGCUGUGACGGCAGCUUUAGGUUUUCUUGCUCUAGGAUACUCCUUAGCCUACUACAAUGCGUUCACUGACAUUAUGUACAAGAAAUAUGCAGAGAAAGGACAACAAGUUGUCCAGGAUAAGAAUAUUUUCAACUCUCUUGUCUCUGGUGUUGUUCCCUUUGGUGCCAUCUUUGGGAGUGUUAUGAUCGGCCUCAUUGUUGACAAAGGUAGACGCUUUUCGUUAUUGGUUGUUGCAUCUGUGUUAAUGGCAGCAACAUUACUAAGCCUGGUGUUCAAUUUCUACGCUCUGGUGCUUGGAAGACUGUGCAUGGGCAUUUGUAUUGGCUGAUACGCGACAUUGUGCCCACUAUACAUAUCAGAGAUAUCACCACCAGAACUAUCAGGAUUGUUAGGAGUGUUCACUCAGAUGGGAGCUUGUACAGGAGCAUUCAUUGCUUUCUCAGUCCCAUUCAUCAUGCCAUUGUCAGAAAGUUCAGAAGUUUCAGAGCAGAACCAAGGAUUCAGUGUCGACUCUCACAACUGGAGGAUGAUCUUUGGGUUGCCUUUCAUGAUCGGUCUUGCACAGCUCUUGCUUCUUACAUUAGUUUUCAAGCACGAAACCCCUCUGUUCUACCUGAAGAAGAGAGACAAGAGCAAUUAUGCAAAGAUUAUGAAGCUAAUUUAUGUUGGUUGGAAGCCUGACACAGAUAUUGAACUUGCUGAAAUCAAAGAAGUCAACAGAUUGAUCGAACUAAAGGAGGCAUCCAGAGAUGAGUCCAUGUCCUGAAAUAGGAGCCUCCUAGAGUCCCAAAAUAGCAAAGCGGGCCGGAAGUCCCCUCCAGGAUACAAGAAAGCACUGUUGAUAGGUUCUGCACUCAGCAUAAUGCAACAGCUCACUGGGAUUGGAUGAGUGGUAUUCUUCUCAAACGAAAUCUUUAUUGUUGGCCGUACAGGAUUUGAUGCUGCCUACAGUGCAAGGGUUGGAACUUUACUCGUUGGUGUAGUGGGCUUCUUAGGUACAGGACUAUCGAUCCCACUCCAAAAAUUCUUCGGAAGAGUUACAUUCAUUCAGUUUAGUGAGAUAAUAAUAUGAAUUUCACUAACACUUUCUGGUGUAUGAGCCUGAAUGGGAAGCCAAUUUGGAAUCAUCAUCUUUACAUUGAUAUUCAUAUUCAUGUUCAACUUUGGAAUUGGACAAGCAAUGUGGGCAUACUGCCCAGAAAUCUUAGACAGUCGAGGAUGAUCCAUUGUUGCCCUUCUCAAUAUGAUUUGUUGUUGAAUAUUUGGAAUAUUCACUAAUCUAGCGUUCAAAUAUUUGACUGCUCAAGGCGUAUACUUCGGUCUUGCAGCCAUCCAGGUCUUCACAAUCACCUUCGUAUGGGCAUUCGUCAAAGAGACCAAAGGAAAGACCAAACAGGAGUGUGAACAACUAUAUGCCAUCAAAAAUUAAGCAGGAAUAAGAAAAAGAGGUCAA
Molecule: messenger RNA, 1504 nt
Organism: Moneuplotes crassus
Lineage: Eukaryota; Ciliophora; Spirotrichea; Euplotida; Euplotidae
Source: the annotation of a GenBank genome assembly